AUGGAUUUUUCAUUUCAAGAAUUGGCUUUAAUUGCUAUUGCUCUAGAUGACGAAGUAGCUACGACCGUGAACAAGAAAAGGAGAUUUUCUGUACAUCCUACAUGGCAGAAUAAAGAACAAGAAGGAGAAUACCACACUAUCUACAAAGAACUUCUGGAUGAUGAGACUCAAUUUUAUCAGUAUUUUCGAAUGCCAAAAGAAUGUUUUGCUUUACUGGAAAAUAAGCUAAGCCCUCAUUUACUUAAGAAAGACACUGUUAUGAAAAGAACUAUCACACCUCGAGAACGUUUGGCUGUAUGUAAAAGGUAA
Molecule: messenger RNA, 309 nt
Organism: Arctia plantaginis
Lineage: Eukaryota; Metazoa; Arthropoda; Insecta; Lepidoptera; Erebidae
Source: the annotation of a GenBank genome assembly